Molecule: messenger RNA, 1167 nt
Organism: Suillus discolor
Lineage: Eukaryota; Fungi; Basidiomycota; Agaricomycetes; Boletales; Suillaceae
Exons: 8
Coding region: 1-1167 (388 amino acids)
Source: RefSeq, a predicted model, not a curated record
AUGUUAUCCUCAUCGCUAAAGUUUGACAUUACUACUUUGCGAUCACUAUCAGCACUUGCUUCCUCCUCCGAUAAUCCUGCUCAUCAUUCUUACACUAAGCGUGACAAUGAUUCUAAUGUGGAAAUUCCUGCCAGUGGCAGUAUGUGCGACUUAUAUGGAGUCCUUGAAGCUGUCAAUUCACUGUCCAGUACCCAUGAACCAACUGACUCUGAAGCCAGCCUUGUACUUGAUCUCGUAAGAGCAAAGCGAGAUGUUUUCCGAGCACAGAAGACACUUGCAGACUGUGUGCUACAGGAGAAUGAGGUUUCCGCGCGUCUACUCAAGUUUCAAGCAGCAGCUGUUGAGAAGAAAAUCAAUGAGACGGACAUAGGGCUGGGAUGCAUGAGGAUUAUUUUUAAAGAUUGCGGUUGGUCUCACGUCGCAUUCAGCCAUCCACCACAAGGACAAGGUUGGUCAAGUGCGCAAGAACCAUGGUUCAAACCGGACUUUUGGUCCGGUUCUCCGCAGUUCAGUCCAUGGUUCUCACGCCAGCCAGAACCGGACCGGAAAACAGUUCUCGGUUCUAGAUCUUCCCAAACGGUCCAGUUCUGGUUUGACCUUCCCGAACCAUUCCAAACCCCGAACCCAUUGUCGACUUCAACUUCAACUACGACAACGCUACUUUUAGCCUUUUUGAAGUUGACCGUGCCGCCACCACCACCACCACCACUUGCUGCAACCACUACCCCACUCCAGCAACAACCAGUGUCUAGCCCAUGUGCCCAGCACACGCCAGAAAAUGCUGGUGUGGCUAAGGCGAAUGCAGACGACACUUUGGUGAAGGAGAAAGGAAGACGCCAGGGGAAAGAGAAAGGAGAAGAGGAAUGGGAGAAAGAAAGUUGUCGAGGAGACGAACAAGGCUCAGCUGUUGCUGUCGAACACAUUUUUUCCGGUGGCUGUGAUACUACCUCUCUUCGGCGUGCUAGCUGUAUCUCACCCACCGUCUCUCACCCCGCUGUCUCUCACCCGCCGCCUCUCACUCGAGAUGCGCAGCUUACUUCAAAUUGCUUGUCUGGAUCAGAUGCCGCAGGUUCACAUUACCCACUAACAUCGACGAUCGAAUCAGUUAGCUCUUGGAUCAGUGGCUACAGAGGCAUAGAGUCAUAUGUAGCCAUGUCAUUGGAGUAG